AUGAGCCAUUUGGACGAUCCAUCUCAGCUAGAUGCGGUUUUUCUGAAUUUAGGAAAAAUCCAUGCCAAACACGAGGAGCAAUUGGGAUUCAGCGCACAUUACUGGUCGGUAUUCAAAGAAUGCGUGCUUUUUCAUUUCAGAAAAGCAAUGAAAUCUCAUAAUAAAUUCACAAAACACAAAGAAAUGUCAUUUGCUGAAAUCGACUCGGCAAUUAUCCUUUGGAGAGAGGUCCUUCGUUUUAUUAUCGAUCGAAUGAAAGUGGGCUACUGUGAGUCGGGAGCGAUUAGGAAGAGCAAUAAGCAGGCUAUCAACGGACAACACUCAAUCUCUGGAGAAGAUUCAGGCGUCUCGUUUUCCGUCGAAACGAAACAAGACUUAACCCAGGUGAAAACGGCAAAAGCUACAAAAAAUCGCAUGGCUUCUCGGCACUCGUUGGCUGUUAUACGUACGAAUGGAAUCAAUCAAGACGAUUCCACGUCUUCACCAUCAACGACUACAUGCAAUUUACUUCAAACUAUUGCUUCGAUAUCACCAAAAUGUGUGCGCCGGCGAUUUUCUUUAUCACCCAGAAAUACGCAUGUUUAA
Messenger RNA from Caenorhabditis briggsae, 585 nucleotides. NCBI's taxonomy places the organism in Eukaryota, Metazoa, Nematoda, Chromadorea, Rhabditida, Rhabditidae. Gene Ontology annotation, molecular function: oxygen binding; heme binding. The transcript has 4 exons. Bases 1 to 585 code for a protein of 194 amino acids. The record is from RefSeq and is a predicted model, not a curated record.